CGCUGUGCAGAGAUUCGAACCCAGGCCUCCACAUCUGCCUCCCCAAACUUCCAGUUCCGACGCUGUGGGCCUGGAAGGACCAAAAGCAUCUCCAGCCCACCCCUGGCAAAUCUGCACAACAAAUAUGCUCCAGACAUCACCAUGGAGACCGGUUGCUAGGGGCAACAGCUUCACAGCAUCUUUCCAGACGCAAGUGUGUGGGCAAGGAAGAGGGCCCGGUCCCCAAAAAGCCCCAGCCCCAUUUCUAUCUGGGUCCGGGGCAAGGGGGGCUUCCUUCCCCAGAGGUGGUCCCUCCUGCACCUUUUGGGGACGAUUGAGCCCUUGUGACCUGACUGCCUUGUCCACCAUCAGGAAGCCAGAAGAAGCCUGCUGUCUAAGAAUCCUCCUGUCAUUUCAUCGGCUAAAUCCAGUGGAUCUCUGCUGCCAGGUAACCCGCGCAGGGCCGGCCAAACAAGAGCCCUCUGCGUUUGGUAGCAAUGGCGGAAGGUCCGAGCGGCUCCCUGCCACCCUUGGCCAGUGCUAUCCUGCCCACGCCAGUGCUGAGCUUGGAGCAAAGAGCCGCCUUGGUCUUCGUGUUCCUCCUCUUCGUCGUCCUGGGCUUGCUGAUCGUCCGUUGCUUCCGGAUCUUGCUGGAUCCCUAUCGCAGCACCCCGACCUCCACGUGGACCGACUACAUGGAGAAAGACACCUUCGGUUACCGGCUGGCCUGACGAAGGAACGGCGUCCUCAAGGCGGAGAGACGGCGGCCCGGAAGGGGCCCAAAUACUCUCUUUGGCCUGGGAGUCUCUUGAUCUUGGGGGUGCCGAGACUGGCGGAGAAGCAGUCUCAGGCGUUUGGGCCCGGAUGGAUUUGGGGACUGGUGUGCAGAGCCUGUGUAGUGCGCAGGAGUUUCACAAAACACACAGUGCCAGUGGUGGGAUCUAAAAAUUUUAGUAACAGGUUCCCAUGGUGGUGGGAUUCAAACAGUGGCGUAGCGCCAA
Messenger RNA from Sphaerodactylus townsendi, 980 nucleotides. Its product is annotated as cortexin-3-like. NCBI's taxonomy places the organism in Eukaryota, Metazoa, Chordata, Lepidosauria, Squamata, Sphaerodactylidae. The coding region runs from base 477 to 710 and encodes 77 amino acids. The record is from RefSeq and is a predicted model, not a curated record. The transcript is spliced from 2 exons.